ACUGUGUUCGCUGGCAGGUCCAAGAUCAGCUUAAAAAGUUGAUAUUGCGAGCCACUCGGUCAAUGAGAAUCUUUGUUAAAGGUAUACUGAUCCAAGAUCAGGAAUUUGAAUGCGUUUUUACUUUAAUGAUUCACGUUGUGUAAAAUUCUGCCACCACUUCCGCAUUGAGAUCUUGACAAACUAGCUCAACAUCAUGGCAGUGGGCCUAGUAUCGUAUCAGACUUUGAGUUGUCGACUGUUAAACCGUAUGAUUUCGCACCAAAGCGUGAGCACAAUCUGCAGCUUUACACGCGCUUUAUCGAGAAAGACUGUCUCUCCGUACACAGAUCUCUCACCACGGACAGUCCACGGGCUGGUACAUCUAUGCGGGAGUUGGACGUGCCGGACAUCACAGUGGUUGUCUUUUUACGACUCAAGAUCAUUCUCGUCUUUACCUCCACCGCCCCCUUCUGGUGAUAAAACCAAAAAGACAGGGCCAGUGACUUGGAAAUCAUUAGCAAUAACAUUUGCAUUCGGGGGUGUUCUCCUUGCCGGAAUGAAAUAUUUCAAGAAGGAAAAAGAAGAAUUGAUUGAAAGAGAAAGGACAAAGUCAAUGGGGAAACCAGCACUUGGGGGUCCAUUCUCUCUUGUGGAUCAGAAUAAUAAGCCCUGUAAAAGUGAGGAUUUCCUCAGCCAGUGGGUCCUUAUCUACUUUGGGUUUACACACUGCCCUGACAUCUGUCCUGAUGAAAUCGAGAAAAUGAUUGAGGUGGUGGAUGAAAUAGACAGGAUACAGUCUCUUCCAAACCUGACCCCCAUCCUCAUCACCAUUGAUCCUGACAGGGACACACCUGAGGCCAUGGGGACAUAUGUGAAAGAGUUCUCCCCUAAGCUCAUUGGCCUGACUGGGACAAUGGCCCAAAUUGACCAAGUCUCUCGAGCCUACAGAGUCUACUACAGCCAGGGACCAAAGGAUGAAGACAACGACUACAUUGUCGAUCACACAAUCAUCAUGUACCUGGUUGGUCCGGACGGAGAGUUCAAAGAGUAUUUUGGACAGAACAAGAGGAGCGCUGAGAUCUCCUCUUCCAUUGCAUCACACAUGAGGAAGUACAAGAAGGGAAAUUAAGAGGUGAGAUGAAGGAGAACUGAUCAAGUGCACUGUCUGUGUCUGGGAACACCUCUUGUGUGCCUCUCACAGCCUUCAGAGACCGCGAGCAGCCUCUGACCCAGCAGCCUCUGGCCCAGCAGCCUCUGGCCCAGCAGG
Messenger RNA from Oncorhynchus nerka (sockeye salmon), 1246 nucleotides. Its product is annotated as protein SCO1 homolog, mitochondrial-like. Lineage: Eukaryota; Metazoa; Chordata; Actinopteri; Salmoniformes; Salmonidae. Gene Ontology annotation, biological process: mitochondrial respiratory chain complex IV assembly. Bases 194 to 1108 code for a protein of 304 amino acids. The transcript is spliced from 7 exons. The record is from RefSeq and is a predicted model, not a curated record.